AUGGACAGUCGGGCCCCCAUCGACGACCCCCCAGGCUACGUGCCCUUCUACUGGCUGGGCCUCGGCGGCAUGCUGUUCAACACCAUUGUUUUUCUGUUCCUGACGGGCUACUGCCGUGUCUACCGUACGCACAAGCACAUGCGCAUCGUGGAGGCCGAGGAGAAUCGACGAGUUCCGGAAAUCUACCUGAUCGAGACGCGCAGCUCGCAGUGCGGCUCCCGCGUCACCACGCACCACCUCACGAGGGAC
Messenger RNA from Mesorhabditis spiculigera, 249 nucleotides. NCBI's taxonomy places the organism in Eukaryota, Metazoa, Nematoda, Chromadorea, Rhabditida, Rhabditidae. The record is from the annotation of a GenBank genome assembly.